Colletotrichum higginsianum IMI 349063 is the source of this 1437-nucleotide messenger RNA. RefSeq names its product Major facilitator superfamily transporter. Gene Ontology annotation, molecular function: transmembrane transporter activity. Gene Ontology annotation, cellular component: membrane. Lineage: Eukaryota; Fungi; Ascomycota; Sordariomycetes; Glomerellales; Glomerellaceae. The transcript is spliced from 9 exons. The record is from RefSeq and is a predicted model, not a curated record. Bases 1 to 1437 code for a protein of 478 amino acids. Gene Ontology annotation, biological process: transmembrane transport.
AUGACUACGAAAGAUAUGGACAUGGACCCCAAAGCAGAGCACGACGAGGGCGGGUUGGCCGCAGACAUUGAGCGUCAACGCCAUCUCACCAAGACUCUGGUCCUACCGCUGCUGGCACUCCUCUUCCUAUGCUCCUUUCUCGACCGAACCAACGUCGGCAACGCAAAGAUCAUUGGCAUGGAGGAGGAUCUUGGCAUCAGCAACAGCCAAUACAACCAGGGCUUGGCCGUCUUCUAUGCGACUUACAUUGCCAGCGAACUGCCAAGCAACCUCGUCCUGAAAAAGGUCUCGCCCAGGAUCUGGCUCCCGUUCCUGACCUGCGCGUGGGGCAUCGUCACCAUGUGCCUCGGCUUCGUCCGCAGCUACGGCAGCUUCGUCGCCGUCCGCGCCAUCCUCGGCAUGACCGAGGGCGGCCUGCUGCCGGGCAUGGUGCUGUACCUCUCCGGGCUCUACACCCGCGGCGAGCUGGCCCUGCGCAUCGGCAUCUUCUACACGGCCGCCUCCCUCUCCGGCGCGUUCGGCGGCCUUCUCGCGAGGGGGCUGUCGGCCAUUGGAUCCAAGGGGGGCCUCGAAGGCUGGAGGUACAUAUUCAUUAUCGAGGGGCUUCUUACUGUUGUGUGCGGCAUAAUUGCUGCCAUCGGCCUGCCUAACAACCUGGCGACCGCCAAGAUGUUGACCCCCGAGGAGCGCGAGUGGGCGCUGCUCAGGCUUCAAGGACACGCUGAUGACCGAUUCAAUCCGUCCAGUGAGAGAGAGGAGAAGUUCCGUUGGUCCGAGGUUGGGCGCGGCGUGUUCAACGUCCAAGUCUGGCUCAGUGCGACGGCCUACUUUGCGAUCCUGUCCGGCCUGUACUCUUUCGGGCUUUUCCUCCCCACCAUCAUCAACGACCUGCACAUUGCGUCCAACCCUGACGAGGUCCAACUAUGGUCCGUUAUCCCAUAUGCCGUCGCAACGCCUGUUACAGUCCUCGUGGCCUUCUUGUCGGAUCGCCUGCGCCUCCGCGGUCUCCUCAUGCUCAUCGUCCUCCCCAUCUCCAUUGCCGGAUACGCAGUCAUUGCCAAUGCCACGGCGCCGCAGACGAGGUUCGCCAUGACUUGCCUGAUGGCCAUCGGCAUGUACAGCGCCGUUCCGUGCGUCUUGGUCUGGAACUCCAACAACUCGGCGGGCCAUUACAAGCGUGCGACAACGUCUGCGCUGCAACUGGCCAUCGCCAACUGUGGAGGGUUCGUUGCGACCUUCAUCUACCCCAGCUAUGAAGGCCCGUUCUAUCACAAGGGCCACACCAUCAUUUUGGGCUUGCUGUGUUAUGCCUGGGUUGCAACCCUUUUGAAUGUUCUCUGGUGUGCUAAGAUUAACCGUGACAAGGCGGCAGGGAAGUAUGAUGAGUACGUCGGCACUGGCGAUGACCGGGAGCCCGGCUUCAAGAUGGUUUUGUAA